Molecule: messenger RNA, 402 nt
Organism: Schizosaccharomyces cryophilus OY26
Lineage: Eukaryota; Fungi; Ascomycota; Schizosaccharomycetes; Schizosaccharomycetales; Schizosaccharomycetaceae
Exons: 1
Coding region: 1-402 (133 amino acids)
Source: RefSeq, a predicted model, not a curated record
AUGAAUCAAGAUUUAUUUACGAACCCAUUUGGAAUUCCUCCACCAUCUGAUGAUUCUUAUGCAGCCUUACAUCGUUUCAUAACUGAAUUCUCGCAGGCAAUUCCUGGUGAUCAGUUUGAUUCGUUUAGAAGCAAGUUGACGAGCCUUUAUGAAGCAGUUGCAUCCAAACUUCGAGGAGAGACUCGUCCACAAGAUGACAUGUCUGAAAUUCGUGGGAUGCUUCAAGAGCUUAGAGAAGGACAAAAUAGCCUUAGAGAAGAUAUGAUUCAAGGACAAAAUAGCCUCAGAGAAGAUAUGAUUCAAGGACAAAAUAGCCUCAGAGAAGAAAUAGAAAGACAACUUGGACUUAUUCAAAGAUCUUUUACUGUCAAUAUGAGUGAUCUUAUCAAAAGCAUCGAUUAA